AUGAAACGGGGCAGUACAUCGAAAAAUAUUACUUCAUGUGCGAAAAUGUCCUCGGAAUCUUCCUUGAAUGACGUGCCAAAUGUUGUAUCGAGACUACAUACUUUACGCUUAGGUCACGAGGAUAAUGAUGAAUCUCAGCAAAACGUGAACCUUGCUGCGCCAGGAGAUUCAUAUUCUGAACCUGUGUGUAGUACACAACCAAUUGGUAAUGUUACUCUUUCACGUACUAGACGUGCACUUAAUUUUGUUUGUGAUGAAGAUCAACCAACUUCUUCAACAGCUAGAAGUGGAGAAUCUUCUUCCUCGAAUGGGGAUAAUAGACCUCCAACAAAUGCCGCAAAUGCAUUGCAUUUAGAAAGAAGACCUCAAAAUAGUAUUGCCUUGGAGAAUGCAUCAACAAAUAGUCAAGCAACUGUAGCAUAUAAUUGGCAAGGUACAAAGGCAACAAUGCGAGAAAGAAUUGUCUUUCUUUUCAAUAAUGAAAUAUUAUCAGAUGUGAGCUUUAUAGUAGGAAGAGGAGCGCAAAAACAACGUAUACCAGCUCAUAAACUAGUCUUAUCUUCUGGAAGUGCUGUUUUUGAUGCAAUGUUUAAUGGAACACUUGCAACAGCUUCUUCAGAAAUAGAAGUACCUGAUGUAGAGCCUGCUGCUUUUUUGGCAGUACUUCUUUUUUUAUAUACAGAUGAGAUACAGAUAGAUCCUGAAACUGUGAUGACAACAUUGUAUACAGCUAAGAAAUAUGCAGUAGCAGCGUUAGAGAAGCAUUGUGUGGAUUAUCUGAAGAAUAAUUUAACCAGUGAUAAUGCUUUCUUACUUUUAACACAAGCUCGUCUUUUUGAUGAACCUCAGUUGGCUGCAGUAUGUUUGGAUACCAUAGAUAGAUUUACUACAGAGGCAUUAAACGCAGAUGGAUUUACAGAUAUUGAUAUUGAUACAUUAAAGAUUGUUUUGGAAAGAGAUACUUUACGCGUUAGAGAAUCUAAAAUAUUUCAAGCAGUUGUCAGAUGGUCUGAAGCAGAAUGUACAAGGCAUCAAUUACCAGUUACUCCCGAAAAUCAACGUCGAGUGUUGGGAGGUGCAUUUUCGUUGGUCCGUUUUCCUUUGAUGUCGAAAGAAGAAUUUACUGCUGGUCCAGCACAAUCUGGACUUUUGACUAAUUCAGAGGUUCUCUCUUUAUUUUCGUAUUUCAUACUAAAUCCGAAACCAAUGAUAGAGUUUCAAACAAUGCCUCGUUGUUGUAUGACUGGUAAAGAACAAACGGUUUGCAGAUUUCAACAUACUAAGAGUAGAUGGGGAUAUAAUGGAACAAGCGAUCGUAUAAGAUUCAGUGUUGAUAGGCGCAUAUUUCUUAUUGGAUAUGGAGUUUAUGGCAGUAUGCAUGGUCCAGCAAUCUAUGAAGUAUUAAUCGAAUUAAUACACACUGCUUCUGGGAAGGUGAUUGCUACAAAUGCAACAAGUUUUAGCUGUGAUGGUUCAAAGUACACUUAUCGCUUAAUGUUUAAAGAGUUAGCAGAAAUUUUGCCUAAUACAAUUUACACUGCAUCCGCAACAUUUAAGGGUCCUCAUUCGCAUUAUGGAACUAAGGGUUUGAAAACGAUAAUGGUAGAUAGUGAUUCGGGAAAUGGGAAAGUUAAAUUUGAAUUUAAUAUUGAGGCUGGAGAUAAUAACGGAACAUCUAUUGAUGAAGGACAAAUUCCUGAGCUUAUAUUUUACACUUAAUAACUCAUGUACAUAACAACAACAUUCCUUUUUUUCAGCUUCAUUGUCUCUUAAAAAGUAUUAUUGUAAAUUAAAAUUAACAAAUUUUAUAUGUCAAUUUUUUUGUCAAUGAUAAAUUUUAUAUUGAAUAUAGAGCUUUUAACUAAAUGAAUCAUGAGCAUAUUGCUAGUCUUUCAAGUUUUAUUCAUGCUGCAAUCGAAAGAAUAAUGCUUUAUAUUUCCUAUUUAAUUGAGAGUGUUGAAACAAAUUAAAGAUCUCAAAAGGGCCUUAUUGGGAGAAGAGACUGAUUCGUACCAUUGAAGUAAAAUUAAAGUUGAAGCAAAUAACUUGUUUUUUAAUUAAGUAUCGUAGUGGUUGAUUUCUUCAAAAUUAAGCAAGACUUAGUUUCCUACUAAACCCUGUAAUAAAUGAGAAUCAUUUAAGGGUUUUAUGGGUAAAUAAGUUUUAAGCUUGAAGAAGAUUGAACAAGUCAUACAUUGAACAAUAUUAAUAUUCGUAAUUGAAGAUAAUCUAUUUUUCUAUCUUUUCAAAUAAUAUGUACAUGAGUGGUAAAUUUAUAUAUACAGUAGUAACGAUUUUAUGUAUAAAGAAAUAUAGAUUCUCGUUAUCAUUGUUUAUAAAUUUAUUUUGUUUAAUCGUUUGUUUUCUGAUAAGUGCAUAAAAUAAUAUAAAAUUCGUAUUCGUGUUAACUCUUAGCAUGAAAUAACAGUAUGCUACAGUUUAAAGCUUACUAAACAUUGUUUAGAAAAGUUAGCAAUAAAUUCUAUAAAUUUCGUAGGAAGUUGUACAUUGUCUGUAUGCAUGUAGUAACUAAAUGGAAGCAACAUAUUGUUAUCUUUCUAGUGUUGCUUUAAUUUGAGCGAUAUAAACGUAAUAUUAAGGAAAGUUACUAUAUUUUUUCGUUGAAAUAUUAGAUGUAUUAAAUCUUCCAUGUUUCUUGUUAGUACUGAUUAACUGCGCAAACUAGUCAAACACUUAUCUGCAUAUAUUUGCACAAUAAA
This is a messenger RNA of Osmia lignaria (orchard mason bee), 2720 nucleotides long. RefSeq names its product BTB/POZ domain-containing protein 1. Gene Ontology annotation, cellular component: cytosol; P-body. Gene Ontology annotation, molecular function: protein binding. Gene Ontology annotation, biological process: neurogenesis. NCBI's taxonomy places the organism in Eukaryota, Metazoa, Arthropoda, Insecta, Hymenoptera, Megachilidae. The record is from RefSeq and is a predicted model, not a curated record.